Messenger RNA from Nicotiana attenuata, 1157 nucleotides. Its product is annotated as endonuclease 2. NCBI's taxonomy places the organism in Eukaryota, Viridiplantae, Streptophyta, Magnoliopsida, Solanales, Solanaceae. The coding region runs from base 116 to 985 and encodes 289 amino acids. The transcript is spliced from 9 exons. Gene Ontology annotation, biological process: DNA catabolic process. Gene Ontology annotation, molecular function: endonuclease activity; nucleic acid binding. The record is from RefSeq and is a predicted model, not a curated record.
UCAUGUAUUCAUACAGUUCACACCAACCACUUUUGGUUAUUUCCCUAGUUUAUUUAUAUAGGACUAAAGAAGUAGCUUGUGAAUUUGGUAUUUUUCAGUUUGAGAGUAGCAAAAAAUGGAAUACUCAAAACUUAAUGUGUUAUUGCCCAUUGUAGCUUUCUUGUUUCUUUUUCCAGUAGUUCAUGGAUGGGGAUUGGAUGGUCAUUACACUGUUUGCAAAAUUGCUCAGUCAAGAUUGAGUAAAGCUGCAGCAGAUGCAGUUGAGAAAUUGUUGCCAGCAUCUGCAAAUGGUGAUUUGGCAAGUGUGUGUAUAUGGGCAGACCAUGUCAAGUUUCGUUAUCAUUGGUCAUCAGCUCUUCAUUAUAUUGAUACCCCUGAUAAUCUCUGCAAUUACCAGUACAACAGGGACUGUAAAGAUGAAAAUGGAGUUCCAGAUAGAUGUGUAGCUGGAGCAAUCAACAAUUACACUGAACAGCUCCUCAGUUAUAACAGUGCCAAUGAAAAUGCUAUAACAUAUAAUUUGACAGAAUCACUUCUCUUCCUUUCUCACUUUAUGGGGGACAUUCAUCAGCCUCUGCAUGUUGGAUUUACAUCAGAUAGGGGAGCUAAUACAAUAGAUGUUCAUUGGUACACUAGGAAAACAGUUCUACAUCAUGUCUGGGAUUCCAACAUAAUUGAAACUGCAGAAGAACGAUACGAUGAUUCUAACGUAGAUGAACUAGUCGAUGCACUUCAGAAGAACAUCUCGACAGGAUGGGCAGAUCAAGUAAAAUCAUGGGAGAGCUGCAGUGGUAACAAGAAAACCUGUCCAGAUAUAUAUGCAACUGAAGGUAUCAAAGCUGCUUGUGCCUGGGCAUAUAAAGGAGUCAGUGAAGGUUCAACAUUAGAAGAUGACUAUUUCCUCACGCGUUUCCCCAUAGUCCAACAGCGCCUAGCUCAAGGUGGAGUUCGCUUAGCUGCUACACUAAACCGCAUAUUCACAUGACAACAUAUUGUAAACAAGGACUAUAUAAUCCUCUCAAACUAGAAACUGAUACAUCAUUUUGACAGGAGAUGACCUAUAUCUUCAUCAGACAAGCUUUCCUUGUUUUAAUAUCAGAAAACAUCUACAACAUUGUUACUUGAAUUAAUACAUCAUUGUAUCUUUUUCGUGCAUA